Messenger RNA from Carcharodon carcharias (great white shark), 4740 nucleotides. RefSeq names its product phospholipid phosphatase 3-like. The transcript has 6 exons. The record is from RefSeq and is a predicted model, not a curated record. Bases 235 to 1185 code for a protein of 316 amino acids. Gene Ontology annotation, biological process: phospholipid dephosphorylation; signal transduction; phospholipid metabolic process. Gene Ontology annotation, molecular function: phosphatidate phosphatase activity. NCBI's taxonomy places the organism in Eukaryota, Metazoa, Chordata, Chondrichthyes, Lamniformes, Lamnidae.
UUGAGGGGAGGAAUUCUUGGAAAGUUUUCAAAGUUUGUGGGACCUUCGUGCGAAGAAAACUUCUGGACCCUCCGCUUGGAAUAACGGAGACAAGAGUGUGUAAAGUGGCCGGGAGUGGAGACUGGGGACUGCUGGAGUGACAGGGGAGCUGGAGCCCGUGAGAAAAAGAGGUAGAGACACAGCCAAAGUCCCGGGGUAAGAGGCGAGCCAGAGCCCCCGCUCCCCCCCCCCACCAUGUCCAAGUGCAAGGAGGACGGGAGUUAUACUCCAACUGCAGCGAUCGUGAGGAUUCCGGACAGUGAAGAUGCCUGUGAUUCAGAGCCCGAGGUCGCAGGUGGUGGUCGAGAUCGUAGAGCCCCCCGAGGCAGGAGGAUGUUGAUCUUCCUGGACAUGAUCUGCAUUAUACUGGCUUCCCUGCCCUUCUUCAUGGUGGAGUUCAACGCUGUCAAACCAUAUCGUCGUGGCUUCUACUGCAAUGAUGAGAGCAUCAGUUACCCACACAAGGAAGAGGAGACCAUCAGUGACCCUGUGCUGUGCAUUGCCGGCAUCUUAAUCACAGUCGUUGCUAUUGCCUUUGGUGAAAGCUAUCGAGUCCGAUUCUUGAAUGAGAAAACAAAGUCAUUUGUCUCGAACCCCUACGUAUCUGUGAUAUACAAGCAGGUUGGCUGCUUCCUCUUUGGCUGUGCAGUUAGCCAGUCCCUCACCGAUUUGGCGAAGGUUGCUGUUGGGAGGCUGAGGCCCCACUUCUUGGAUGUCUGCCAACCGGAUUUCUCAAAAAUUAACUGCUCCAAAGGAUAUGUUGAGGAGUACGUUUGCAAUGUGAAACUUUCAGCAGAAACAGAAGCUCGGAAAUCUUUUUACUCUGGACACGCCUCCUUUGCAAUGUACACCCUGCUCUAUCUGGCGUUUUAUCUGGAAGCUCGGUUUACCUGGAAGGGGGCACGAUUGCUGAGACCACUUCUCCAGUCACUGUUAAUCAUGAUGGCAUUUUACACCGGACUCUCUCGUGUGUCCGACUAUAGGCACCAUCCGACAGAUGUCCUGGUGGGAUUACUGCAGGGAGCAUUAAUCGCCUAUUGGAUCGCGUUCCACAUCUCAGACAUGUUUAAAUCAAAGAGAAAGACGGCAAAAGAAUCAAACAUCUGUGUAGACAAUUCCAUACAGACCAAUCACACAACAUGUUAGCAGGACAAGUGCCAGAAGCAUCAGAAGGAUGUUGGGGAGGCAGCACAAACCAUCCUGCACCAGAAGUGUAUUAAGAAGCCAGUGCUGAAAGACAACUUUCCAUUUCUUUUUUAAUCUCCAGAACAUUCUCCAAGCACGGCUUCAUUCCGAUUUUUUUUCUUCAGGCGAGUCCCUGAUGCCAUGUUCACCGGAAGCUUGGUGAUCAUCAUUUGGAAUUUUCCGUGGUAGCUUUGAGUACUUCUUUCAGUUACAGUUUCUACUCCAGAGACUAAUGGAUUUUGAACCCGUUAAUCCGUCGCCAUUUGCCUAUUUUCUCUAACAGCCCUUAAGUGCCUGAUACCAUAGAUACUAGCACGACAUGGACACUCUGAACAAUGCACACACACUCUCACUCUCACUCUCACUCUCACUCUCACUCUCACUCUCACUCUCACUCUCACACUCACACUCACACUCACACUCACACUCACACUCACACUCACACUCACACUCUCACACACACACUCACACUCACACUCACACACACACUCACACACUCACACAGACACACACACUCUUAAUGCUGUGAGCAAUAAUGUAUUCUAUAUUUGUAAUGAUAAAUUAAUAUUAUGAGUCACAUUAUGCUGAGCCUUUUAUGAGUGUAUCAUUGUGACUGAAGAAUCUACAAUUAAGAUAUUUACCAGUUAUUCAGUAUACAGCUAAAACAAGCUAAUUUCUUUCCAAAGUAAUUACCUAGUUUUAUUAUAUCUGUAACUCAUGGGGUUUAAACCAGGGGGUUGGAGUUAGACUGAUAUAUUUUGCUAAUGGGUCCUGUUCACUUUUGAAGUCUAGAACUGAUAUGUUACUCACUUGAACCAGUGGGUGGUAAGAAAAGUAAUUCUAUUUCCAGACUUUUUAAUGCAGUAUAAAGCUAGGUUGACAAUCAAUGGCAUUGAAGGAUAUUGUGAGAAAGACAUGACAUUGGACAGAAUGAAAAGUUAAGAACGUUGAAGAUAGUGAUGACCCUACCUCUGGUGUCCAGUCAUCCGAUUGGUCAUGUACAAAGUUUUGAGGCAUCAGUUCAGAUGUAUUUGAAAUCAAGUGCCCGAAAGGAGUAGGUAAACUGAUUGGGAGAAGGAGCAAAAAAAAGGUUAAAAUAAACCAUUGAGCAUGUUCGUUGAGUCGGCUGACCAGAGGCAAAAUGAGCUAGACUCGAAUGGAUUCAAACAAAUCACCUGAAAUGGCAGAAAAGAGAGAUCAGAGCUAUGAAAGACAUGAUGGAAGGCUGAUAUUAAGCAACACUGACAGAAAGUUGCAUGCAACAUACUGAAUAGAGAUGGAGGAAACUUGAGUGAGUUUAAAAUCCUAUAUCAGUGAGCUAUUGUGCAUUAAACAGAAGAUGGUUUAGACCCAUGAGAAAUAUCUGCUACUGUCUGUUUUUGGCUCAUCUAUUCUGGUAAGAAGGCAGAUGAGUGGUCUGCUGGGGAUGCAUCUGUUUUGUCAGAAAGCAAAUUAAGUGCUCAAAGGGGCCUAAUCCAACUUUACAUUGAACUCAGUACAGUUUAAUUUGAUAUGCAUUUAGUUGACUUGUUUAUAACAUUUUAGGAUUAAGUUUCUUAAUUCAGUGAUUUUAAUUUGAAAUAACUAAACCACAUGAUCUCCGUUUUGGUAACAUCUCAUCACAACGAAUUGACAAUCUGUGCAAAGUGCAAUAGAAAAUCCAAUCUUGUCUAUUAUGCAGUAUAAAGGGACUACUGAGGAUUGGAAAUUGGUGUUUAAUUGAGAGUCUUCAAAUGUGAGAGGAAGGAAUAGUGGCGGAAUCAGGAGACAGCAUGAGCACCAGGACUUUAGCGAAGGGCAGAAAGAGAGGUGAGCAGAGAGACUGCAGCCUGCAACUGAGAAGAGUCAAGCUGAGGGCAGAUAGCAGUUACUGAAUGUUUAUAACCAUGAGAGACCAUCGGACAUGGGUCUAUUCUGUUGGCUGAUCAGGAAGAUGGGUAAUUGGAACAUUGUCAGUUCAAUUCCACUGUUAUUUAUUCAAUUCAAGUCAAAAAGUUGAGAUCCACAUUUUAAUCCCAAUAGUUUUAUAUUUUACUUUUUAAUAAACAAGUAUAUAAUGCUAAGUUGAAUAACUUGCUAGAUCUGUUUAACUUGCCUGUUUUAUUUCCAUUUUUAACCAUGGAUUUUUUUAGCAUACUCUUUAUUCCAAAGUGAUAUCUUACCCUUCCUUGAGGUAUUUGCCUGAACCGAAUAGCAUUAAACCACUGUCAAUCUUGUUCUCUGAGAAAUUCGUAGCCGCAGUGUGUUGUUUCAGAAAUACCAUGCAGAACGUGAAACAUCAUGGCACAAUUGCACUGAACACCAGCAUUAACCUCUGUAGUAUUGCUGUUACUCUGUGUAAUUUCACUGCCCUGCUGUACCCUAUUUGUUAAGAGCAUUAUGAAAUAUUUAUCAUGAUAGAUGUUACUGAGCUUAAUCUAGUGUUAAGUUGAGGAUUCGGAAUAUUCCAAGCCUCCGGGAAUUUUCUAUUCAUGUCACACGCCCUGUUGCAUUGCAAAUCUCAAGGACAAAGUGACAUUUUCUUCUGUGAAGCUGAACUUGGAAGAGUGCCUUGAUAAAACUUGGCAUGGAGGGAGGGGGGUUGUGGAGAAAUCUCCUUCAGCCCAGUAGAAAACUGAGAAUAAAAUUCAAGCUGAACUGAAACAUUCUGUUUUCUAUUCUGUGUCAUGACCAUUCAUCCCAGCUGCAGUUUCUACUGCACUCGUGUCAUUGCUGUGCGAAUAGGGAUUAAGUAUUUCUUAAAAUAGAUUUGAGCCAUUUGUAUAACAUCAUUAUUGAUCUUUUCAACAUCUGCACACCGGUGAAGAAAAAUUAAUUUGCGUUUAGUUAGCACCUUAUUGUCAGGACAUCCCAAAACACUUUAAAACCGUUGCAUCACUUUUGAAGUACGGUUACUUUCCAAGCAGUGAAUUUGUGCAAGGCCCAGUAAACAUCAGUGUUUGAAUUUGCAUGAACAUAGUGUUUAGUAAAUCUUUAUUAACAUAGGUUCAAUGUCAUUGCACACAAUGACCAGAAGAAUAUUUCUCUUCAUGUUGCUUAACCCUAGCUUUGAACGUCUCAUUUGUAGUGUAAUAUUUAGUACCUAAUUCUAAUGCCAUCAUGGACAGUUUGUGUCCCAAUAAGAACUCGAUUAAGACAAAUUCCAGACUUAUUUCACUUGGGACCCUUCCAACCCAGAGGAGAGAGAUUUUCAUCCCAUCAGUCUCAGCUGGGUUUGAACAAAGGACCCAGAAAUGAAAAGGCUGUCUUAUUUGUAAAUCAUUGCAGUAUUUGGCCACCCAAGUCUUGAAUUCUAUAAAUGUCUGCUGGUGUUGUGGAAAUGGCCUGAUUGUGAAUUGCUUCUUUGUGCUGCUAUAACCCAUAUUUUUAUCAGACAACUUUUGUAGACACCUUAAUAGCCUUGCCAAAGGGCUUUGGUGUGUAUUAUGAAUUGUGAGUAUAAUGUGUGAGAAACCUCAAAAUAUAUGUGUAUAAAAUUUUUAUUGUAAAUAAAAGUUAAUUCCUUUUUCAAUUUUA